Didymosphaeria variabile is the source of this 843-nucleotide messenger RNA. RefSeq lists its product as uncharacterized. The transcript has 6 exons. The record is from RefSeq and is a predicted model, not a curated record. The coding region runs from base 1 to 843 and encodes 280 amino acids. Lineage: Eukaryota; Fungi; Ascomycota; Dothideomycetes; Pleosporales; Didymosphaeriaceae.
AUGUCUACUUUGACUGGCGCCGUUGUUGAUCCAACAAACAUCGAGCGCUCCACAUAUGGCUUGGCCGAAGCGUCCUUGUUGCGCCCUAGAGGCAAAGGCGAUGUCAUCGAGAUCUACCUUCGGAAGGGUCUCAAGGGCCAGUACUACCAUUACACAGCGGCGAACACUGACGACCGUGUUUGCCGCACCGUUCUACGCCUGGUUGGUGAACACUUUCUCUCAGUUCGACAAAAGCGCCCCGACGGGCAUGGCCACGUUAGGUGCCAUUACUUCGCGGAGCCGGAUUGCGGGAACAGUUUUGGUGAACUGACAAAAGUGGACCUUUGGGAACAGCCAGAUCUCGAAAAGGAGCCUCGUACUGUAGGCAAUGAUGUGGUUGGAAAUUGGAAAGAUACAAUUGGCAGUGUGCAAUGCUUCUGGAUCCGCGAGCGAGAUAUUGGCAAACAAGGGACCGGAAAAGCUGGCACCUUCCUCGAGCCGAUAAAUGCACAAGAAGGUGUUCCCGAGACAUCCAACGAACCAGCACUUUCCAACCGAACCCCUAUUGAGAAGGAACUGGAGAUUCGUGGUCCAUCCACUCAUGACAAUGAUCGCUUGACCGAAGUCUACAACGAUGCACAAUACCGUGGAAGCCCCAUUGCUUGGGCUACUCAGCGGGAUGCUGAGCGAGAGUAUUGUAUUCCGGUGAAAUAUCCCGACGACAAUUGCAACAGCCACUUCAAUCCGAAAGGAGAAUUCCAGGCGUUCUACCUGCAGCGCGACGAGAGCAUAUACAACUUCUGGAAGCCGGUCAAGAGCAUGAAAUGCAAUUACGCCGACCCAGGCGGCCGGCGCGGUAACUAG